This is a messenger RNA of Knipowitschia caucasica, 282 nucleotides long. Lineage: Eukaryota; Metazoa; Chordata; Actinopteri; Gobiiformes; Gobiidae. The record is from the annotation of a GenBank genome assembly.
AUGAACACCGGCUCCAAUUCCUGGCUCCAUCUUGGCAGCUUCACGUACCGGCCCGGCUUCAAGUUCCCGGGCCCUUCCUACGUCCACUUCCUCCCGUCCCUGGGGCAGGUGGAGCCCGCGAAGGGAACGCUGCGUAAAGACCGCGGCAGCUCUGGAUGCAUCGUGACCGUGACGCGCGGCUCCGACUCUGGACUCGGGCUCAGAGCGCUCGCUGAAGUGAAGGGGGACUGUGGGUUUUGUGUGUGUGAGCUCCUCUCUCCUCCUCUCUCUGUGUCUCACUGA